This is a messenger RNA of Cicer arietinum (chickpea), 456 nucleotides long. RefSeq lists its product as uncharacterized. NCBI's taxonomy places the organism in Eukaryota, Viridiplantae, Streptophyta, Magnoliopsida, Fabales, Fabaceae. The record is from RefSeq and is a predicted model, not a curated record.
AUGUUGUCGUAUCAAAUUGUGUAUGGUAAAGCUUGUCGCAUACCUCUUGAACUAGAGCAUCGAGUAUUUUGGGCGAUAAAGUACUUGAAUUUCGACUUGGUAAAGGCAGGUGAAUCUAGAAUCUUUCAGCUUCACGAGUUGGAGGACUUCUGGAAUUUUGCAAUUGAAAACACCAAGAUAUAUAAAGAAAAAGUCAAGAAAAGGCAUGACAAAAAAAUUCAGGUUAAGGAGUUCCAAGAAGGAGAACUAGUUCUUCUCUUGAACUCGAGAUUAAAGUUGUUUCCAGAAAAAAUGAAGUCAAGAUGGUCGGGUCCUUUCAAAAUAAUCAAGGUGUUUCCAUACGGUGCAGUGGAGUUAAAGGAUACACACUCAAAUCGAAGUUUCAAGGUGAAUGGAAAAAGGCUCCAACCUUACUUAGGGGAGAGUCAAAACUUCCAAUGGAGUCCAUUAAUCUGA